Molecule: messenger RNA, 955 nt
Organism: Anopheles funestus (African malaria mosquito)
Lineage: Eukaryota; Metazoa; Arthropoda; Insecta; Diptera; Culicidae
Product: glutathione S-transferase D5-like
Exons: 2
Coding region: 63-695 (210 amino acids)
Biological process (GO): glutathione metabolic process
Molecular function (GO): glutathione transferase activity
Source: RefSeq, a predicted model, not a curated record
AUCUGUAUCAGUCGCAUUCGACCGUUGUUCGUUUACCAACAUUACCCAAAACCGUACCCCGAAUGGAGCUGUACUUUAACAUUGUGUCACCACCGUGCCAGAGUGUGCUGCUGGUGGGCAAAAAGCUGGACAUUACGUUCGACCUAAAGGAAGUCAAUCCUCAUCUACCGGAAGUGCGGGAACAGUUGAGGAAGUACAAUCCCCAACACACCAUACCGACGCUGAUUGAGGAUGGACACGUUAUUUGGGAGUCGUACGCCAUCGCCAUCUAUUUGGUGGAAAAGUACGCCAAAGAUGAUUCACUCUACCCGAAAGAUCCGAAGGUACGCUCCAUCGUGAACCAGCGGCUGUUCUUCGACAAUGGCGUAAUGUUCAAGGCGGCCAUCACGUACGUGGAGUAUAUUUUGAAGAAAAAACUUGAACCAACGGAUGAAAUGGUGCAGAAGCUUAAGAAGGCGCUCGAACUGUUGGAAUCGUUCGUGAAAGAACGUUCGUUUGCUGCGGCUGAUCAUUUGACGAUCGCCGAUAUUUGUCUACUCAGCAGCGUGACGAUGCUGGUAGGCAUCAAGUUCGAGCUGGAACCAUAUCCAGCAAUUCAGGCUUGGGUUGCACGUGUUACCGGGGAACUGCCAAAUUAUGCCGAAUUUCACAAGGAAUUGCUUGAGAAGAGCAUGGAGUACAUUAAAACCCUCUAAAGCGAUGAUAUUUUAAAAGCGGGAGCAUUUUAAACCAUUAAUAUUCAUUGAUAUCUUCUCGAAUUUGUUAAAUACAAACUGAAAAGGAAUUCGCAGCACAAAAGCAACAUUCAUUAGGUUUAAUUAUGUAUGUUUUCCGUUUCACUCACAUACCUUGCACUUAAGAGUGCAUUAAGGAGUUUAUGAAUAAUGUUUCCAUUAUCGUAUUUUGCCUGAAAUGUUAAAAUCGAACAAAUAAAAUGACAUUUUUUUCACCUAAU